This is a messenger RNA of Canis lupus familiaris (dog), 2971 nucleotides long. It is a transcript of the gene NSUN2, whose product is annotated as NOP2/Sun RNA methyltransferase 2. Gene Ontology annotation, cellular component: cytoplasm; nucleus. The record is from RefSeq and is a predicted model, not a curated record. Gene Ontology annotation, biological process: tRNA methylation. The coding region runs from base 1 to 2343 and encodes 780 amino acids. Gene Ontology annotation, molecular function: tRNA (cytidine-N5)-methyltransferase activity; tRNA binding. The transcript is spliced from 19 exons. Lineage: Eukaryota; Metazoa; Chordata; Mammalia; Carnivora; Canidae.
AUGGGGCGGCGGGCGCGGGGCCGGCGGCUCCAGCAGCAGCAGCAGCAGCGGCCGCAGCGCGCGGAGGACGGCGCCGAGGGCGGCGGCAAGCGCCCGGAGGGGGCCUGGGAAGGCGGCUAUCCCGAGAUCGUCAAGGAGAACAAGCUCUUCGAGCACUACUACCGGGAGCUCAAGAUCGUGCCCGAGGGCGAGUGGGAGCAGUUCAUGGGAGCGCUCAGGGAGCCCCUCCCGGCCACUUUGCGGAUCACUGGCUACAAAAGCCACGCAAAGGAGAUUCUUCACUGCCUGAAGAACAAGUAUUUCAAGGAAUUGGAGGACCUGGAGGUGGAUGGUCAGAAAGUUGAAGUUCCACAGCCCCUGAGUUGGUAUCCUGAAGAACUUGCCUGGCACACAAAUUUGAGUCGAAAAAUCUUGAGAAAGUCUCCACAACUGGAGAAGUUUCACCAGUUUCUGGUUAGCGAAACCGAGUCUGGAAAUAUCAGUCGUCAAGAAGCUGUUAGCAUGAUUCCACCACUGUUACUCAAUGCUCACCCUCACCAUAAGAUCUUAGAUAUGUGUGCAGCACCUGGAUCAAAGACCACACAGUUAAUUGAAAUGUUACAUGCCGACAUGAAUGUGCCUUUCCCAGAGGGGUUUGUCAUCGCAAAUGAUGUGGACAACAAGCGUUGCUAUCUGCUCGUUCAUCAGGCCAAAAGGCUGAGCAGCCCCUGCAUCAUGGUGGUCAACCACGAUGCAUCCAGCAUACCUAGACUCCAAAUAGAUGUGAAUGGGAGAAAAGAGAUUCUCUUCUAUGAUCGCAUCUUAUGUGACGUCCCUUGCAGCGGAGAUGGCACUAUGAGAAAAAACAUCGAUGUCUGGAAGAAGUGGACAACCUUGAAUAGCUUGCAGCUGCAUGGCUUACAGCUGCGGAUCGCAACGCGGGGUGCCGAGCAGCUGGUGGAGGGCGGCAGGAUGGUGUAUUCUACUUGUUCACUAAACCCCAUCGAAGAUGAAGCAGUUAUAGCAUCUUUGCUGGAAAAGAGUGAAGGUGCUUUGGAACUUGCUGAUGUGUCUUCUGAGUUGCCAGGGCUGAAGUGGAUGCCCGGAAUCACCCAUUGGAAGGUAAUGACGAAAGAUGGACAGUGGUUUGCAGAGUGGGAAGAUGUUCCUCACAGCAGACACACCCAGAUCCGGCCCACCAUGUUCCCACCAAAGGACCCAGAAAAGUUACAGGCGAUGCACCUUGAACGUUGUCUUAGGAUAUUACCACAUCAUCAGAAUACUGGAGGGUUCUUUGUGGCAGUAUUAGUGAAAAAGUCUUCAAUGCCAUGGAAUAAACGUCCACCAAAGCUGCAGGUGGAGUCGGCGGAGCCCAGAGAGCCUGUGCGGGCCAGCCCUGCGCAUCCCACAGGAGGAGCAGCUGCGGACCCCACUGAGCCGGGAAGUAAAGCCGUCGGUGGGAUGGAGGACACAGACACGAUGGAAAGGCCUGAGAAUGUAGACGACAGCGGAAGUAAGAGAGACGGAGUGUGUGGGCCGCCUCCAUCUAAGAAAAUGAAGUUGUUUGGAUUUAAAGAAGAUCCGUUUGUGUUUAUUCCUGAAGAUGACCCGUUAUUUCCACCUAUCCAGAAGUUUUAUGCGUUGGAUCCUUCAUUCCCAAAGAUGAAUUUGUUAACUAGAACUACAGAAGGGAAGAAAAGGCAGCUGUACAUGGUGUCUAAGGAGCUGAGGAACGUGCUGGUAAACAACAGCGAGCGGAUGAAGGUUAUAAACACUGGGAUAAAAGUGUGGUGUCGGAAUAACAGCGGUGAAGAGUUCGAUUGUGCUUUUCGUCUGGCACAGGAGGGAAUAUACACGUUGUAUCCAUUUAUCAAUUCAAGAAUUAUCACUGUGUCGAUGGAAGAUGUUAAAAUUCUGUUAACCCAGGAAAAUCCGUUUUUUAGAAAACUUAGCAGUGAGACAUACAGCCAAGCCAAGGACUUGGCUAAGGGGAGCAUCGUCCUGAAGUACGAGCCGGACCCUACGAAACCAGACACCCUCCAGUGCCCCAUUGUGCUAUGUGGAUGGCGGGGAAAGGCCUCCAUUCGGACUUUUGUGCCCAAGAACGAACGGCUUCAUUAUCUCAGGAUGAUGGGGCUGGAGGUGUUGGCAGAAAAGAAGAAGGAGGGGACUUCUCUGGCACAGGAGAGUACGGGCAGCUCUGGGCCGCCAGAGGACGAGGUGAGUGCUGAACCCGGAGCAGACCCAGCAGCCAGUGUGGACGCCAGCGCAGAUGCCACCGUGGACACCCCCUCGGACGCCCCUUUGGACGCCAGCACGGGUUCCUCAGACCCUGCCCCGACGGAGACCUCCCUGCCCCGGUGAGGCCAUCCUGCGCCGACAAGGAUGCCCCGGCAGCACCUAUGCACACAGGCUGCAGGGGCCUCCACCUCAGUGUCCAAAGCCAGACCCAGAACUUCUCAUCUGUGUGAAGUACAGAUUUUUGAAGACUGGAGAGGAUAGAAUGAUAUCAGUACUGCUUUUAUAUAUAUUUUUUAGCUUGUUAGAAGUUGCUCAUUUUCCUGUUUCUUUGGCAAAGCUGGGUCCCUUGUGCCUGUGGCUGGUGAUAGACCGUCACUGUUACAGUCUUAUUCCUGUCAAGACACACAGCUGCCCUGGCGGGAAGUUUCAGGUCCCUUUUAUUAUGGCUAUGUUGGUUUUAUGGUCCCGUGUUUCUUUUAAUUAUUAUUUAUAGAAAGAAUCUAUAACUCAUGGGUCUCGUAGACUGCGAGGACUAUGGAGUUGCACAUUCACAGUGCACGGUACUGUGGUCUCAGAUGACUUCUGUGCCUUUGUAACAAAAGGUGAAAUAAACUUUUUCUCAGAGUAAGAGCUGUCUUAUGAUACUAAUUGGGGUUUUAUGUGCUUUUGCUGAUGGAGUGCUUUGCAAUUCUGGUUUUUAAAUGAGGUUGGGGUCCCUGGAACGGAUAAAUAAAUUAUUAAUGACAAUGUG